This is a messenger RNA of Kazachstania africana CBS 2517, 2277 nucleotides long. It is a transcript of the gene ROD1, whose product is annotated as Rod1p. Bases 1 to 2277 code for a protein of 758 amino acids. Lineage: Eukaryota; Fungi; Ascomycota; Saccharomycetes; Saccharomycetales; Saccharomycetaceae. Gene Ontology annotation, molecular function: protein-macromolecule adaptor activity; ubiquitin protein ligase binding. Gene Ontology annotation, cellular component: cytoplasm; cytosol; plasma membrane. The transcript has a single exon. Gene Ontology annotation, biological process: ubiquitin-dependent endocytosis. The record is from RefSeq and is a predicted model, not a curated record.
AUGUUUCAGACCUUCAAGGCCUCUAGAGACCCUUUAUUAUUCGAUAUCCGACUACAAAAUUCUGAGCACGAUGUUCUCCUAAUUAAAGGGGGCGUCGAUCAAGCAUCUUCCGUAUUGCUGUCAGGUACCAUUGUCCUUUCUGUAUUGGAGCCUAUACAAAUAAAGACAUUAUCACUGAGACUGAUGGGAAGAAUUCGGCUGAAUAUUCCUAGUUCAGUACAGUCGACCCAAAAUAUUAAGAGAAACAUGAAAUACGAAAAGAUUUUCUAUAAUCAUAACUGGGAUAACUUUAAUAUUGAAGAUUAUUUUGAGAACUUGUAUACAAAUUAUGAUAGAAAAAAGUCAAUCUCAAGCAGUUCGUCUACAAAUGUUUCUGGUUUAGCUAAAAGAAAUAGAUCAAACAGUUCUUUGCUUUCCCUUGGUGGCUCUUCUAGUUAUCAUACACUGGUAAAGGGGAAUUACGAAUUUCCCUUCAGCGCAAUCUUGCCAGGAUCAUUAACCGAAAGUGUAGAAGGCCUACCAAACGCUUCUGUUACAUAUAAACUAGAAGCAAGCAUUUCGAGACCAAAAAAUGGCGAUUUAAUUAGGAGAAAGCACUUGAGAGUUGUUAGAACUUUAUCGCCAGAUUCUGUGGAAUUGUCUGAAACUGUCGCUGUUGACAAUGUAUGGCCCGAUAAAGUAGAAUACUCAAUUUCAGCCCCAGCCAAGGCUAUUCCCAUUGGAUCUUCUACGCCAAUUCAUAUAAUGAUAGUCCCUUUGAUAAAAGGACUACGAUUAGGACCUAUCAAAAUUUCAGUGGUCGAGACUUCACAAUAUUGUGGGAAUAUUGGUGGUACUAACAGCCAGGAUAGAAUUGUGACAAAGAUGAAGAUAAAAGACCCAUUAAAACAUGUUGCCAAGUUGAAAAAGUCCAAAAACCAUAGAGAACGGGAUGAUUUCUACAGCGAUGACGAGGAAGAUUUCGAGUUUCAAGAUAAAUGGGAGGUUAAUACAAUUUUGAAUAUUCCACCCAGUCUAUCUAAAUGCACACAGGAUUGUAAUAUCCUUCGAAACAUCAAAGUCCGCCAUAAGCUCAAAUUUGUUAUUUCUUUGAUCAAUAGCGAUGGUCACAUUUCGGAACUUCGUGCGUCUCUACCGGUACAGUUUUUCAUUUCACCUUUCGUGGCUGUCUUUGCUACCUCUUCUGAAAUUGUUGAAAGGGUAAGUAACUCUUUUGGAAUGCCUUCAAUAAAUAUAACUAAUGAUGAUACCAGCAUUUCACAUAAAAACCUUCUCCCUAUCUACAAUACCGAAGAGAAAGGAUCAUCAAUCCAGGAUAACGAGGAAAUUCUGUUUGCUAGGUCAACUUCUGAGAUAAACUUGAAUUCUAGACCCUUGGAAAACAAUAUCAACGCCACUGCCAUAAUCUCAGAUCUGAUGGCACCACCUAAUUAUGAGCACCAUGUUUAUGAUAAAUUAUGGAACAACAUCCCAAUUAUUGACACUCCACAAGAACUAGUUCAUAGCACACAAUUUGAACAUAGUAACCGUAAUGACGGGUCAAUGGAUGAUGACCAGUUCAUUCAUCAUUUACGACAAAACUUAAGGCAGUUAGAUUUAGAUACAGAAGGUACUGUGUCUACGUCAUCAUCACGCAGACCUAGUUAUACUCUAUCGGAGUCCAAUUCGCAUCCAAAUUUGGGUAUCGACUUCACUGCGAGCCCAGUAGCUACACCAGGCUAUGAUCACAUAUCUAGAAGAAGUUCUUUUUUAAGUCAACGACAAUUUUCGUCAUCUUCACUGAAGAAAGAAUGGGAAUUAUCUUCUCUGAGCAGAGUACCAUCAUAUGAAAAGGCAAUGAGAGCUGACGUUAUUGAUGAUGAUCUACCGCCAACUUAUCCAGUUGCUGAGGAACAGGAAAAUGCUAUUGGCGCGGGACAAAAUAUCGAGAGACCACAAACUGUACGUCACAGAUCCUCUUCGCUUCUGACCAUUCCAGCUUCGGCAAGGUCAAAAAGCCAAACACUCAAUAGAAGUAACAAUAGCUCUUCUUCCUCUUUGAAUACACUAUUUUUAUCUAACACGAGUGGUUCGCUUAAUAAUGUUAAUUCAAACCGCACAACAAAUUCAUUCUCCCUCAGCAUGACCCCUGUGGGCACUCCGUCCAUUUCCGCGACUCAUAUGCAAAAAUCUUCGUCUCGAACUAGUUCAAACAAUUCACAAAGGCAAAGCUCAUUAGUUAAUCUGGUCGAGAUGUUAACAAAAAAGAAAAAAAAUAGCUUGCAUGUCAAACUUUAG